Messenger RNA from Cicer arietinum (chickpea), 2458 nucleotides. RefSeq names its product ultraviolet-B receptor UVR8-like. The record is from RefSeq and is a predicted model, not a curated record. Lineage: Eukaryota; Viridiplantae; Streptophyta; Magnoliopsida; Fabales; Fabaceae.
CUUAGACUUUUAUGAACUAACAAAGAAAGUUUAGUUGUACUAUUGUAUUUUGUUUUCUUUAUUGUCUUGUUGAUGUUCCACUUUAAUAUAAAAGAAGUACGUUGAGUUCAUCCGUCAACUUUUCACACAAAGAAAAGAAAUCAUGGAUGAUCAAUUGAUGAUGAGUGAAUUCUGUGAUCCACCUCCUCGUGUUCUUCUCAUAUCUGCUGGUGCCAGCCACACUGUAGCACUUCUCAUGAUGGGACGAUCGUGUUGCAGGCACAAAGAAACAAAAAAUCUUGACGUCAUAGUCGAGAUUACGAUCGCAUACCUUAUUUUCAAGCCCCUAGUUUCUUAUACUUCAAUUAUUUUCUUUGCCUUCAAAGCUGGAAAUGUUGUUUGCUCUUGGGGGCGAGGAGAAGAUGGACAAUUAGGCCAUGGUGAUACUAACGAUCGACUAUUACCCACAAAACUGAGCGCAUUCGAUGGCCAAAACAUUGUGUCUGUUACUUGUGGAGCUGAUUAUACAGUGGUGCGUUCUGAGUCCGGCUGCAAUGUAUAUAGUUGUGGAUGGGGUGAUUUUGGAAGGUUAGGUCAUGGUGAUCAUAGUGAUCUGCUCAUUCCUCAUCCCAUCAGAGCAUUACAAGGUUUAAGGAUAAAGCAACUUGCUUGUGGGGACAGUCAUUGUUUGGCAGUUACAAUGGAAAGCAAGGUGCUCAGUUGGGGGAGGAAUCAAAAUGGUGAACUUGGAAUUGGUACCACUAAGGACUCUCCAGUGCCACAAAAAUUAUUCACAUUUGAGGGAAUACACAUCAACAUGGUUGCUGCUGGUGCUGAGCAUAGCGUGGCGAUUACUGAAGAUGGGGAUUUAUACGGAUGGGGUUGGGGACAAUAUGGAAAUUUAGGAUUAGGGGACACAAAUAAUCGCUCGAUCCCCGAGAAAGUGACUGUUGAUCAUGGCGAGAAGAUAGUCAUGGUUUCUUGUGGCUGGAGGCAUACCAUAUCUGUUUCUUCUUCCGGUGGAUUAUACACACAUGGAUGGGGUAAAUAUGGUCAACUUGGACAUGGAAAUUUUGAGGAUCAUCUUGUACCUUGCAAGGUUCAAGCAUUGAGUGAUAAGUUCAUUUCUCAGGUAUCAGGUGGAUGGAGGCAUAGUAUGGCACUCACCUCUACUGGACAACUUUUUGGCUGGGGUUGGAAUAAGUUCGGACAGAUUGGAGUUGGUAACAAUUUUGAUUGUUCCACUCCCAUGCUAGUGAACUUUCCACAUAAUCAGAAAUUAGUUCAGGUCUCAUGUGGUUGGAGACACACAGUUGCUGUUACUGAGAGUGCAAAUGUAUAUUCUUGGGGAAGAGGUGCAAAUGGACAACUUGGGCAUGGAGACACCAUAGACAGGAGCGUUCCAAUAAUUAUUGAUGCCUUCAAUGUUGAUGGAUGUAGUGAGCAGCACAUAGAAUCCUCAAAGUAUCCAUCAUCAGGGAAAUCAUUUGCCUCCCUAUCAGUAAGAUAUGCAGUUGUUCCAAAUGAAACUGCAUUGCGAUCACAAGGCAGUACUUCAGAUAAGGGUUAUAGUACUUUUGAUGCCAAUGUACCUGAAAAUGAUGUUUCAACUGAUAGUAGCCCAACAAUUAAUGAUCAGUUCAAGGAAAUGAUGUAGCUCUGAAUCAGGGAGACCAACAAACUCAAGAAGGAGCUGGGGAUAAUGAAGAUUAUUAUGUGCAUAAUAACAAUGUAUGUAAUGUAUGAGGUUAUAUUAUAUUCUUUCUGAAAUCAAAUCUAAGUAAAAAGAUACAUAUAAAUAAAUAAAUACAUGUAUCUUUUUACUUAUAUUUCAUUACAGAUAGAGUAUAGCGUAUCAAUUCUUACGAUCAUUAGUUAGUAUGUUUGUUUUUAUGUCAUCAAUGAAAAUAUGGCUUGUAAUAUUUUCGGUGUGCAAGAUAAAUGAUAGAAUAGAAAGAGUUUAUGGGCAAAUGACCAAGGGAUCUCUGGUGCAGAGGACUUCGAUAUGGAAGUGAUGGAGGGGACCUCAGGUCUCAACCACUAGUGUUGCUUCGGGUUUGUACUAAUUGUCCUAAGGAUGGUUGUGUUGACAAAAUUGCUAGGUAAUCCCUCAGCUACUGUGAAGUUUUAGAUAUCCUGGUAUCGUUGUUGGGGAUCCUCCACAUCCAACUGUGGAGGUUGAUCGAUCUACUCCUGCUGUUGCGAUUGCCUUGAAGACGUAGCAUGAUUGUCGCCACGCGACGAGCUUAUUCAAAAGUGGUCAAUCUAAUAUGAACCUUGAGGCAGUAGAUGUAUUCAAACGUAGUAUGCAACAUGUCUGCACACAAAUAGACAUACAUACUCAACUAACAGGUACAUUCAAAAUAAAAAAGGCACAUAAUAUUGAAGUGUUGAUGACAAUCAUAAAUUCAGUUCAUGUAGCAUGUACAAACUGAGUUUGAGUAUGGAUAUGUGAAUCCAGUUCAUGUAUUAACACAUA